GAAUUUUCGAAAAAUCUAACAUAUGAAAUGUCAUCUAAAUCUCAAACACUCGCCACCUACGAAUGGCAAGAAGCAGACCCUCGUUUUGCUCCAUUGCCUGGUCAAAACCGUGCAAACCAUCCCAUGGCGAAGGUAACCAUCAUCAACUACAGCGAAGAAAAAGAGUUUUUCAUCCAUCGCGAACUACUCACUCGCUACCAUCCCGGAUUAUUCACCAGCAUCCUCGGCCCCAUUGAAAAGCGUAAAUCUUUCAAACUUACUGUAGAUCCAAGAGUUUUCACAGGAUUAUUGCAAUUCGCAUAUCGGGGUAGAUUUUGGCUACCGGAAACUACUCAAAAUAUCGAAGUUUUAUGGGAUCUCUUCAUAUUUGCCGAGAAGAAGGAGAUUGUCAUCUUGCAAGAUAUUUUGAUCAAUCGCAUCGUUUCGUUUUAUUUCAAAUCGAAUACUUUCCCCACAAUGGAAACAAUCAUGAACGUGUACAAGCACACCGCGCCCGAAACCUCGACGCAAACACACUCAAUGGCGCGACGUUUCUUAGCCAGAUGUUAUGUUUCGCAAUCUUUAGGAUGCUUUUAUGGCUCUAAAUUUAGAGAGUCAGACGCGAGUAUUGACCACGCUCUGUUAUGGACGGAUGGACUUCAAUCUGAUACGAUGAAGGUAAUUUGGGAACCAGCAGGGUCUCCGUGGAAGGUGGAGACAGAUCCUAGAGAUCCCAAGAGAGUUCAUCCAUGUGUUUAUCAUCAGCAUGCAUUGAAAGAGAUGCAUAAAUGGGAGUUUCUGGGUGUUGGGGUUGAAUGAGAAGAAGAUAAUCAAAGUUGAGGAUUGGACGGAGGACUUCAUGAGAGAGAAGUGAGAGCAUCAAGCAACGAACCGUGUCACUCGUUCAACUGUUGAGGAUGGGAUAAAAAAUGAACAAAAAGCCA
Botrytis cinerea B05.10 is the source of this 923-nucleotide messenger RNA. RefSeq lists its product as hypothetical. The transcript is spliced from 3 exons. The record is from RefSeq and is a predicted model, not a curated record. Lineage: Eukaryota; Fungi; Ascomycota; Leotiomycetes; Helotiales; Sclerotiniaceae. The coding region runs from base 28 to 798 and encodes 256 amino acids. Gene Ontology annotation, molecular function: protein binding.